AUCCUCCCUCCUUUGUCUCUUUUUGAAGAGCUGAGCCUCCUCUGAGGAGAACUUCCCGCUUCACCUCAGAUAAUCAAAGUGCUUGUGAGAAAACAUGGUGGUCUUCAGCCGCUGUGGUCCGACGCCGCUACUGCUCUGCUUCAUGAUCUCAGGUGCAGCCGCUCUGAUCAAGCUGCUGCAGCCUCCUGUGAUAGCCGCUCCUCUGGGCCAUGAUGUCCUCCUUCCCUGUGAACUCCAAGCUUCCCAGGAUGUGAAGAUAACAAACACGCCUGUGCUUUACUGGACGGCUGCAGGAGAUCGGACCUUAGAAGUUGACCGUAACUCUUCUAACUACUCCCAUGUGUUGAAGAAGGUGCAGUGGUCUGACAGCGGCUCGUAUCAGUGCAAAAUGUCCAUCAAAACCAGUGAAGGAAGUUUCCGGCUGAAGGGAACCAACACCACGCUGGUCAUCUACGACACCAUGACCUUUAACCCCAGCAGCCACAAUCACUUCCUGCUCCGCUGUGAGAUAAACGUGUCCGAGGACCUCGGCUUCGCUCUGUCAGUCCUCAAAGAUGGAUCCUUCCUCCAGGGCGUUGACUCUGACCACGGACCCGCCAUCAGCGGCGCCGUCACUCUGUCCCAGACCGUCUCCCUGACAGGAGGACAGAAAUACGAAUGUCUGCUGCUCCUGAGGGGAGAUCUGGUGACCAGCAGCACCUUCUACACCAAACCCACAGCACCUGGAGGAGGAGGAGAGAGCCAAUUGAAGGUUUAUCCACUUUUAUGA
Molecule: messenger RNA, 769 nt
Organism: Cyprinodon tularosa
Lineage: Eukaryota; Metazoa; Chordata; Actinopteri; Cyprinodontiformes; Cyprinodontidae
Exons: 4
Coding region: 95-769 (224 amino acids)
Source: RefSeq, a predicted model, not a curated record